Molecule: messenger RNA, 1794 nt
Organism: Chenopodium quinoa (quinoa)
Lineage: Eukaryota; Viridiplantae; Streptophyta; Magnoliopsida; Caryophyllales; Amaranthaceae
Exons: 8
Coding region: 311-928 (205 amino acids)
Molecular function (GO): nucleic acid binding; RNA-DNA hybrid ribonuclease activity
Source: RefSeq, a predicted model, not a curated record
CUCUCUCUGAUUUCAUCUUAGAAGGAAAGGUCAGAGCAUUUCUUUAGGGGAAACAAGGAGAGAGAAAGCUAGAGAGGGAAAACUUCAGCAACUCGCUCAAGACCACCGAUCAUCCCUUUCGAUGGUGCUUCGAAUUCUUCGUGGCUGAGAUUGUGGAAGAUGAUUUUCAGAUCGUCACAUUCAUCAGGAGUGGUGAUUUCGGCGUUUUGAUUUUGACCUGAGAAAGGAAAAAAAAAAAAGGGAGAGAACUGGCUUAAUUUAUAUAUGCCGAUGAAAGGAAAACUGCUGCGGAAGUCUGAAGAUACUUUGAAUGCUUACAAAGCUGCUCAGUUGUUCUACCCAAAGUGCACCUCGACUGAUCUCUUCUUGGAUAAAACCUCCUGCAAGGCUCACCAAAAUAAAUGCUGAUGCACACAUCACGGCUCAAUAUGUGGGUCUUGGUGCGGUUGCUCGAGAUGAACAUGGGGAGCUGCUGUGGGCUGCUGUUCGAAGGGUGCCUGCGGGAUUAGAGGUGGAGGCAGCAGAAGCUGAAGCGGUGCGUUUUGGAAUGCAAAUUGCACAUAGGUUGGGCAUCUUGAACAUCUGGAUUGAGACUCUGCUAAGAACAAACUUGUUCUUCAUCAUAUUAUUCUGGGUUUUAGCUUUUUCUGGAAAAUUUCUCACCGGAAAGAAAUGGAGGGUGAAAAAUAAUUUCGAGAUUAUGGGGUGUUUUGAUUCAAUUUGUCUGCUAGAGGUUUUCAUUACUUGGGGACUAUCGAUUUUGCUGCUAUAUGGUCAAGAUGCAAGUGAAUCAGUUUCAGGGGAUAAAACGAAGGAUGUGGCUCCAAACCAUGCUGCUUCUUCAGGGAAAGGUCCUAUCCUUGAUGUGGUUGUUAGAAAAUUAGCGCUGACUAGCGGAGAGUCAAGAACCCUCGCACUACCAUCUUGAAAUUGUUGCUCUUCGGUAAAUUGUCAUGUAAUAAAAGACGACUCCAAUAAUUGUUUAUUAAAAGAUUUAAUGAUUUCAAAAUUGAGCUAAUUGUUUUAAAUUAUCUUCAAUGAUUACACCUUUAUAACACUCUUGAUCCAAAAUGGACAGCCAUGUAUUGCUUUAUUAUACGAGAGUGCUCAACUAUCCAUUUAUUUUCUUUUGUAGUAAUUGUGAACUUGAAAUCCUGUAUUAUACUACCUGUAUUAUACUAUUAUCAGACUUUAUGCUUUUGAUUAGGGAUCAAUAAAUGUCUGUUAAUAGAUAAAGCAGUAAGGUAUGCUUGCAAAAACAAGAAAACUGUCUAAAGUUAUAUGAUGCCACUACAAGUGUGAUAUCAAGAAUUCCUUAUUUUCAUCUGAAAUAUUUGGUUUUGAUUAAUUGGAGUUCUGACUCUUUCAGGUUAAUUCUAAGGUAGCAACUGCAGGUAUGCAGCUCAUUGCAUGAAGCAUAUAGCGAUGACAAUUAUGACUUCAAAUGCAACAAAUCGCUUUUCUUUAUCUUCUUGUUCAGGCAAAACAAAAUGUGAGCUUCACAAGUGUUUACAAAUAUAUAGUACGGAGUAAUAAUAUUGAGCUUUGUAGCUUUUUGGCUUGUUAUUUUACACAUUUUUAGAUCCAUUUUUUUAUAUCGAGAAUUUUCUUAGUAGGCCCGAAAUUCUAUACUUUGUAAAUUAUCUUCUAAUUAUGUGCUUGAUAUAGCUUGAUUUAAUUCUUGUCAAACUGGGCAUUUAAUAUGUUCUUGGAUACAUGUAUAAUCUAAGAAUAUGAUCAAUUUGUUUUGUUCUGGAUAAUUUGGAGUGGAAGUUGUUGCAUUUCAAAUUGUUA